Mercenaria mercenaria is the source of this 6146-nucleotide messenger RNA. RefSeq lists its product as uncharacterized. Bases 69 to 1973 code for a protein of 634 amino acids. NCBI's taxonomy places the organism in Eukaryota, Metazoa, Mollusca, Bivalvia, Venerida, Veneridae. The transcript is spliced from 12 exons. The record is from RefSeq and is a predicted model, not a curated record.
AUAACACAUAUUUAAUCUUCCUGGUCUGUUUGUCUGCAAAGAGAAAAUAAUAUUCGAAAAAUCGGAAAAUGUCUUUGUCAAGGGAAAGAGGGAGACGCUACAAUAGUGGAAAUGAUGUUUUAGCAGAAGAUAAAAUGCAAAAUGAGCGUACAGAUGGAUCUGCAGACUUCGAUCACUCUACAGACAAGCUGAAAAUACAUGCCACUACGAUUUCAGAAGACUCAAAAAAAUUACAUAAGUUCAGAGAAAAAAUCAGAAAAAAGAAAAAGCAAUCAAAAAGUAAAAAUUUGGAAACUUGCAAGCUGACAUAUAAAGACACUCUAGAGUCUUUAAAGGAAGAGAUUACAGAAUUAACAGAUAUCCUUUACAAGCGAGACCGAAAACUCGAAAGAACACAGUCACAGAGGCCACAGAAGAAAGAAGCGAGACCAGAAAAAUGUAUAGAUUGUAAAUGGAAAGAAUCACGAAUAAGCACACUUGAAAACCAACUGAGUCAACAACAUAUUCCGAACCAGGAUCAACACAGGAUACAGCAGUUAAUAAAAGAAAGAGAUGAUGCUGUUGAAAGACUAAAUGAAGUGUCGAAAACACAUGUCCCCCUACAGCAUUUUGACGAGUUAAAGCAACACAAUGCCUGGCUGGACAGAGAAAUAAAAAGUGUUCGUCAACAAAUUCAAGCAGAAAAGGCGGCAAAGGAAGAUGCCCUCAGAAGGUUAAAUGAUGUACCUAAAACACACGUCCCCGUACAGAGUUUUAACGAGUUAAAGCAACAGAAGGCCUUGCUGGACAGAGAAAUAGAUAGUGUUCGCCAGCAAAAUCAAACAGACAAAGCGGAAAAGGAAGAUGCACUGAGAAGACUAAAUAAUGUGUCGAAAACACACGCCCCCCUACAGCAUUUUGACGAGUUAAGGAAACAGAAGGCCUGGCAGGACAGAGAAAUAGAAAAUCUUCGUCAACAAAAUCAAGCCGAAAAAGCGGCAAAGGAAGAAGCCCUCAGAAGACUAAAUGAAGUGUCGAAAACACACGUUCCCCUACAGCAUUUUGAAGAGUUAAAGCAACAGAAGGCCUGGUUGGACAGAGAAAUAGAAAGUGUUCGUCAACAAAUUCAAGCCGAAAAAGCGGCAAAGGAAGAUGCCCUCAGAAGACUGAGCACAAUGGCGUCAAGUAAACUCCGAGAUAACAAUCCAAAUAUAACUGAUCUUAGUGACCAGAACAGACCUACAAAGAUUUCCGAGAAAAUGUCAGAACUAUAUGACAAUCAGUGGACUGAUGCAUUUGAUGCCCUGGAGAAACAAAAAAUGCAAGAAAGAGAAAUUAUUUAUGCGUUGCUGCAAUCUUUAAUGACUGCGUACCAUGAAUGUCACAGACUGGCAAAUGAACAUUUCUUUGAAACGGUUCAAGCUGCAAUAGAAUGUCCAAGACAGGGUUUACAGCCAUCGCGCUAUCAGGUGGUGAUGACGGAUCAGCUGAAACAGCAAAUCAAGGAAUUCAGAAAAAUUCGGGCACCAAAAGUAAUAGAAGAAAUAGAAAAGAUUGUAAAGCCAAGAAUCCCACUCGCCAGCAAUCGGUCUCAAGAGGUCAAUAGCUAUCUGUCAAAGUGUGUUGAGAUUGGUUGGCUUAUGGUUGUUCAAGACCCGCCAUUAGUACUUGUAGAUAAAUCCACUUUCGGCUUUGACACAAACACAUUCAAGGACUACACGAAACGUGGUCGCUAUAUACAGUACGUUGUUUGGCCGGCUCUUUAUCUGCACGAGAAAGGUCCCCUUUUAGGAAAGGGAGUUGCCCAGGGUUGUGACGUUAAGCCAGAUCAAACACGAAGCCUUGGAAGAGCAGUGGGCAAGAAAACAGUAGGUCAGAAUAACAGAAUGUUAGAGUCAUGCAUUCUGCAGACUAGUCCCAAGAGACCAGUUGUCGACGAGCGGUUCUUUCAAGCACCUGUUCAAGAAAAUGCACGAUCAUCAACAAAUGUAUAAGCUUUGUACGCAAUGAAGUGACAUCCUAUACAUAUCCGCACAUUUUAGUAGAUACGAUAUAGAUCAAAGCUUGUGUUUCAUAAGAUUUUCCAAGUAGCCAAGGCAUACCGAUUUGAUGUUUAUCCGUGGAAUGGCGUUGCGAAAUACAGAAGACACAUUUUAACAAGAUUGGGUUUGUAAAUGCAUUUUAUAACAACUCUAUAUCGCUCACUGGAAUAUAAUGGUCUUACUGACAAUGUCCAAGUUUGGAUCACAGAAAACCACAAUUAUACAUCCAAUUACGGAUUCACAGACCGAGUUUAGUAUAUUUAUAUGUUGUAAUGUAGGUGUUACAAUCAAAUGCAUUAAAGUUUAUGCGUAACUCUUCACAUAUCGUAUACAAAUACGCAUUCAAAAUAUUUAUCAUUUUAGAAGAAAUAAUGUCUUGAUGAAACAUUUUUUUAAGAAUUUUAGUGAAACAAUAGCACGUAAAUCUUAACAUGUUAAACGCCGACUGUACAGUCUGGUGAUACUUAUUCCAUUCAGGAUAAGGAUAAAACAUUAUCUCGUGCAAUAUUUUUCACGAAUCAACAGUUACGAGUGGUUUCUCUGGCUAGAAUUUUUUAUGUACUUUUGCAUGGUUUCAUUACGGCAAAAUAACUUUAACAUUAAACAACGAAAAAUAGUUUUUCGGAGACUGAACCAUGCAAACCCAAUCCAUUUCAUAAACACAAUCUAUCGAAUUUGACCACUGUAAAUCCACACGUUUGAGAAAAGGUUUAGGAAAUAGAAUUGAAAUCUUAAAUAAUCAAUACAAAUCAAUCUUCAUUACGGCAAAAUGAACUUUACUACAACAUGAAUUGUAAUCAAAACAACAUCGAUUUGUGUUGUUAAUUUUUUUCACAAACACUGUCUAUUCUGUCAAGAGCAACGUUUUUUGAACUUCACUAUUUUCAUUUUCCAUGCAUAAAACUAGCGGAAGAAUAUCAAGCAUUGUUAUAUACGUUUGUGUCUUUUUUUAUAUGAAAAUAGUGUUUUCUCGUAGACUACGUACUUUAAGAUGUGUUAUUAUUUAACAGGCACAUAUAAUAGGGUUGUUAUUAGCUCCUUCUGGGAUGCUGAAUUCUGCUUGUGUGGAUUUUGCCAGAUCUGAUCUCAUGAAGCGCGCAUGCGCUGAGUGUGGUCCGUCCUUGCAAAAUCCACGAGAGCCGAAUACAAAAUUCCAGAUCAAGCUACUGUUGUAAUGACUCUUUUAAGUAUAUACCUCCACCUUUUUGUUUGUUUAUUUGUAUUCUAUCAUAAAACUGCUGUUAUUGUCACUUUUCGGGGGUGUUUUAACAGGUGAGAAAACGUGUGUUAACAGAGAGAUUCUCGCGCUCACGUGUUGUUAUAACACCUUUUUGUAUAUGGCUGUUCCGUGGCAAAGCGUAAACGCAUUACGGCCCCAAAACGGAUAAUUCAAAAUGAAAUGACGUCGACGUGACAAAACAACGUACACUUUACUGCGCAUUUCCUGGAAAUCCAAUGACGUUGAGGGACAGUAUAUUAAUUCACCUGGUUUUUUACGCGUUUUCUGCUAGAAUAGCGUUAGCGCAUGUCCUUUUCGUGUUAUAACAUUUUCAGAAUCCCUCGGGAAUCUUUGGUACCCUCGCCCUAACGGGCUCGGGUACCAACCAAUCCAUCGGGAUUCUGCAGAUGUUAUAACACGAAAAAACAUGCGUUAUCCCUACAGUCGAACGAAAUCUUAAAUGUUUGUAGAUGUUUAAAUCAAAUGAGUUAUUUUUUUUUGUGUGCGCUAUUUAUAUAACUGUGUCAGCUCAUGCAUAUUAAUGGAAGUAGUCCGGCAACAUACAAUAAGGAAGGUACAAUACGGGAUUUUUAGAAAGUACAAUACGUGAUAGUUUUCAGCCUGCUCGUAUUUCCUUGUUAAAUGCAAACUGUAACUUUGACAGAAUUUAUAUAGGUAUAUAAUAGAUGGGCAUACGUGCCGUCUUAUGUUUAAAUUCCGAUUAGAUCCUAACCAUUCUCGUCUGUAUGUGUUUCUGGACAAAUCACUGAUCAGGCCACUGGCACCAGAGCAGAAAGAAAAUGCUGCUGUACCCUACACCUACGUGUAAUAUAAGAACUGUGGUCAUGAACAGGAAACUAUACUAACCCAUUUCAAUCGUACAUUUCUCUCUUCAAUCCCAAAGUUUGGUAACUAGAUACUAUGCAUAUUGAACAUGUGCUAAUUUAUCUUCCAUCAUGCACCAGUCACUUUAUCUCAGUCUUUUAUAUCGCGGAAACACUCUUUCGUCGACGUUACAAAAAAAAUAAACUUGGACGAACUUCCCUAAUGAACUUCCGGUCUAGACGGAACGGCCGUGUACACAUGUUAGGUGGAACGUAAACAAACAAAAGCAGAAUGUAUUACAUUUACAAUUCACAAUGGUACAAAUACAUUCGAUUUGAUGAAUGAAAGUCAUCUUAGAAAUUAUUUUGAAUUUGAAAUCAUUCAAUGGUACACAUUUGUAUUGCUCAUUUAAUUCCCAUUGCACAUUCAUUUAUACACUUUCUAACUAAAAGGCGAUUGACAUGCAUAUUCCACAUCAGCCAAUCAGAAUAAAUUUGUUAUCUAAACAGGAACUUCAUAAGGUAAGUUAUCCCAAGUUUAUUUCUGAACUGUUGAUGAAAAAGUGUCUCUGCAAUAAACAAUAUUGAGGCAAUGUGACCGAUGCACGACGGAAGAUAAAUUACAAUCUUGUUUAUACAUAGAAUUCAUUACCAAACGUUAAAGGUGCGAAAUUUCGUGAUUGAAAUGGGUAUUUUUCAGAAAAGACGUUCAUGACCAUGCUUCUUAUAGUAUACAUAGGGGUAAAGUAAAACAUGUAAAUUUACUUUUUUGUUUUUGUUGGCUGCCAGCGGAUCAUGUGUGUUAUGUGCAACUUUAUUACUUACAACAACAUAACUUGAACAUGAUUGUAGAAGAUAUACAUUUUGUAAUAUGUUUAAAUCAUAUUUUUAUGUAGAAACAGACCAAAAGUUUAUGCAUGUUAAUUCGAUAGCUCUAUUUAUGUACCAAACAUUCUUACUUCAGUUAUUCGCUGACUCACAAGUGGGGUCUACUCAUAAUAUAUUCGUCACCUUUUAGGAUAGCUUAGUGUAUUAGUGCCAGAGCUUUUUGUCAUCCUCAGCGGAUUGUGCCAUCAGGUUCUGAACGCCCUGUUAAACACAAUAUAACUUCAAUAGAGUAUUACUUAACUGACAUUUUGUUAAUGCAUCGUACAUUUGCACGUGAUUUUUCAAAGGCGAGCCAUCACCACUUUUCUAAAAUAAAAUUGCAAAAAACUUACGAUGUACGGUGGCACAGAAGUGACAUAGAUGUUUUUAUUUUAAUAUGUGCGCACGUAAUAACUAAUACGUGCGCACGUACUAGUACAAAAAACAUCAUCGCACAUACUAUAAAAACAUCGUCGUACGUAUAAAGGCGCACGUAAUAACUAAUACGUGCGCACGUACUAGUACAAAAACAUCAUCGCACAUACUAGUACGUGCGCACGUACUAGUAUAAAAACAUCUUCGUACGUUUAUAGUAAUACGUGCGCACGUAUUACUUUAUACGUACGAAGAUGUUUUAUAUCAAUACGUACGGAUAUGUUUUUUUAACUAAUACGUGCGCACGUAUUACUAUAUACGUACGAAGAUGUUUUUUAUACGUACGUAUUAAAAUAAAAAAACAUCUAUGUCACCUCUGUGCCACCGUAACAAUGACAUCUUUCCAUAUUCAUUUUAAACAUUUCAUUACAUUUUCGAUCAAAAACGAUGCGUCAAACGCCCACAAAAAGAACGAAAUGUCUUCAGCGGUAGGUUUUAUUUUAUAGAAAAAAAACAACUUAGCUAAUUAAGUUACAUGUUUAUAAUAAAAUGAUCAUUAGGAAUUUCUUAUUUUACCAAACUGGGUCACACUUCCGGUUUGAUCAUUUGUAACAAUUUUAGCAUCAUAUCAUCAGUAGUUUUAGUGAUUAAAUUUUGGUGGCAUAAUAUUGAUUGCUUAUGUAUAUUGGUUAGGAUAUCACAGCAUAUCAAAGCACAAUAAAUUCCAUUUUAAACUAAAGUGCAAGUAAUAACAUGGUUUUGACUUAUUUUUACUGCAUACUCUGCGAUAGUUAUUUAUCAUCUAGUGAAAUAUAUAUUAAAUAGAUAAAAUCUAUAGUU